This is a messenger RNA of Cokeromyces recurvatus, 908 nucleotides long. RefSeq lists its product as uncharacterized. Bases 154 to 657 code for a protein of 167 amino acids. Gene Ontology annotation, biological process: interstrand cross-link repair. The record is from RefSeq and is a predicted model, not a curated record. NCBI's taxonomy places the organism in Eukaryota, Fungi, Mucoromycota, Mucoromycetes, Mucorales, Mucoraceae. The transcript has 3 exons. Gene Ontology annotation, cellular component: Fanconi anaemia nuclear complex.
UGAAGGAAUCAUAAAGUCGCUUGAAAAAGGAGAAGGACAAGAGUUAAUUCUCAUUCUGACAUUGGCCCAAUUUGUAUUAGAGCAAAUGUAUGGAAGUGUAGGCUAUAGUUAUGCUAAUUGGUUUGAUGUUAAACCACAUUUACACAUCAGAGGAUGUCUGUAUUAUUAAAUAAAAAGAAAGCAAGUAUGGUAUUUAUAAAGACAUUGCAAGAGAUGAUACCUUACGAGUUACCUAGUCUACUUCAAAUUCAUGGAAGAUCUUUACAAAAUUGCUCAACUGAUAUUGUUCCUCAGAAUCAUGUUUAUGUUUCUGCUACAAAGAAACGGUUAUUAGAAUUAGGCGUAAAUUCAAGUUUAAAGUCAUAUCCUUCAUCAUUAAAAAAGCCUAUACCACCAUCAACUACGACGAUGACAGAAAGUGAAGAUAAAAUAAAAGAGCUGAUACAACAAUUUAUUAAAAAGGGCGGCAUCAUACCUACUUCUUUAUUACAAUCUCAUGUAUUUCGUCGACAAUGGUUUAUUUCUACUUUUUUACCAAAGCUAUUAGCUUGGGAAGGUAAAGAAAUGGAAGCUAAACAUCAGUUUAUUUUAGCAUUAAAAGAAAAACAAAAGAUUCCUGAUACCAUGUUUACGCAAUAUAUAGAAAAGAAAAAAUAAUAAUAGUAGUAGUAAUAAUAAUAAUAAUAAAUGAUGAUGAUGAUGAUAUCUUGAACCAUUGGAUAUUUUUAAAAAGUAGGUUAAAAUAUUAUAUUAAUUAAAUGCUCUACCAUUUGAUAAAGACGCAUACAUAGCAUCAAUUUGUUCUUGAAAGACUUUCUUUGCAGUCUCACGCUUCAAUUUGAAAGUAGGAGUUAAGAGAUCGUUAUCGAUUGUAAAUUCAUUAGGAGUCAAAUAAAUGGCCUUCAUCA